GCGGGGGGAGGGAAGAUGGCGGCGGUGCAAGUGGCCGGGGCUCCGGUGUGUGGGGCUCGGGAGCCGCCGCCGGGCCCCGGGAGCGGAUUCCGCCGCCUGUCUGCCCGCCUGGGCUCGCUGCGCCCCGCGGACAGCAGCUCCGCCCGCACCGAGAUCCACCUGCUCUUCGACCAGCUCAUCUCCGAGAACUACAGCGAGGGCGGCGGGGGAGUCACGGCGGAGGAUGUCAGUGCUUUACUGGUCCAGGCCUGUCGAUUAGUCCAUCUUAAUCAGGAGCAUCUAGUCAGCAAGGUUUCUCAGCUUAUUCACCAUCUACUUAACAGAUUACAGGUGAUUGUUGAUGAACAGAAUCUGGAUUUCCUUUUGGCAUACACAAUCUCUGCUUUUCAACAAUGUAGUUCCUGGACACACAUGGAAAUUCUUCAGGCCUUGUCUGCUCUGGUUUACUACAAUGGCCCCAAAUGUCAGAAGUACCUGCCAGACUUGCUCGGGGAGACUGGAAUCUUGAUGAAGUUGAGUGAUCCCAGCCAGUCGGACCCUGAUCUCAGAAGAGCUGCAGUGCACUGUAUGGCAAACAUAUGUCUCAGUGUCCCAGGACAGCCAUACUUGGAUGAGCCUUACCGAAAUGUCUGCUUUCAAACUUUCUUAACUAUUUUACAGUCUUCCAAAGUUUCUGGUAUGGACGAUAUCACAUUUUGCAUGUUGUUACAAAAUGCACUGAAAGGUCUCCAGUCCCUUCUGAAUGGGGGGAAGAUGAAGCUUACACAGACCGAGCAGCUUGGGUCUCUUCUGGCCGUAUUAAAGAAAUAUAUGUUUCAUGGGCUUCCUGGAUUGAACAUAGAGAUGCCUGCAGUUUUAUAUCCGGCUCCUCUUCCUCAGUAUGAUGGGCGAUCACCUCUCAAACAGGAGCCGAUGGAAAUAAAUCCCUCAAAACCAAUAGCGAGUAAAAGGAAGAAGGCAAAAGGCAAACAAAAGAAAGGCCAUCAAGGAGAAGAAUUGAAAGAAGCAAAUGGAGAGAUCGGAGCCGGUGCCGCCAGUGCCCUGGGCAAGCUGACCCUCCAUGAAGGGAGUACCGUGGGCUCUGCCUACCUGAGUGCCCCAAGUGGGGGUUCUGAAGGGAGCAGCCCUGCAGCCCGAGACCGAGCCUCCUCCUAUCUCAGUUCUUCCCCAUGGAAGAGAAUCAGCAGUAGUGAAUCGGACUAUUCGGAUGCUGAGGGUGGCCUGCAGAGUAAGAUGAGAUCUUACCAAGCCAAAGUCCGCCAGGGAGCUUUAGCUUGUUUCCUUUCCACAAUAAAAUCGAUAGAGAAGAAAGUUCUUUAUGGCUACUGGUCUGCUUUUGUCCCUGAUACCCCUGGCAUAGGAAGUCCGCAGUCUGUGUCUCUGAUGACGAUUUCAUUAAAAGAUCCUUCUCCAAAGACUCGUGCCUGUGCCCUGCAAGUGUUAUCAGCCAUCUUGGAUGGCUCAAAGCAGUUUCUUUCCGUUGCUGAAGACACAAGUGACCACAGAAGGGCUUUCACGCCCUUCUCGGUGACCAUUGCUUCCAGCAUUCGCGAAUUACAUCGAUGUCUUUUGUUAGCUUUGGUGGCUGAAUCAUCCUCCCAAACCCUUACUCAGAUAAUUAAGUGCCUAGCAAACUUAGUAUCAAAUGCGCCUUAUAAUCGUCUGAAACCCAACCUGCUGACUAAAGUCUGGAACCAGAUAAAGCCCUACAUCCGCCAUAAAGAUGUCAAUGUCCGGGUCUCAAGUCUGACCCUCUUAGGGGCCAUAGUAUCGGCUCAGGCUCCUUUGCCUGAAGUGCAGUUGCUUUUACAGCAGCCUUGUUCUUCUGGGCUUAGUAGUAAUAGUUCGGCCAUGUCGUGGCUCAGCUCUUCUGACUGGCGCCGAGAUGCUUCCUAUGCAGAAACUCUAGAGGAAUCCACAGAUAUGUUGGCAGCUUCUAGUGGCGAGCCCUGCUGGCUCAUCCGCCUCUGCAUCUCCAUUGUUGUACUGCCCAGAGAAGAUCCCUGUUCUGAUAGCGAUACUAGCUGUACAGCUGGGAACAUAUAUGAACCAUCUCCUGUUCGACUGGAAUCCUUACAGGUGCUGGCCCUUCUGGUGAAAGGUUAUUUUAUAAUGGCUCAGGGCUAUUUGAUGGAGCUUGGGGAGGUGGCCUGCAGGUGCAUGGAGGAAACAGACCCAUCCAUUCAGCUUCAUGGUGCAAAACUUUUAGAAGAGCUAGGAACAGGUUUAAUCCAGCAAUAUAAAGCAGACUCAACUGUUGCCCCGAGUCAAAGAGUCCCGGUCAGUUUGGUGGUGAUGUUUUGGGCUAUGAUGCUGAAUGGUCCUUUGCCCAGAGCGCUUCAGAACUCGCAGCAUCCAACUCUCCAGGCCAGCUCCUGCGAUGCCCUCUCUUCCAUCUUACCAGAGGCUUUCAGUAGUCUGCCGAACGAUAGACAGAUCUUGUGCAUCACCCUGCUGCUGGGACUGAAUCACAGCAAGAACCCUCUGGUGAAAGCAGCUGCUGCCCGUGCUCUGGGUGUCUAUGUGCUCUUCUCCUGUCUGAGGCAGGAUGUCAUGUUUGUGGCCGACACAGCAAAUGCGAUCCUGAUGUCUCUGCAUGACAAGUCUCCAAAUGUCCGUGCCAAAGCAGCCUGGUCCUUGGGCAACCUGACAGACACUUUGAUUGUCAACAUGGAAAUGUUGGGCCAGAGUUUCCAGGAAGAAUUUUCCGGUCUCUUGCUAUUGAAAAUGUUGAGAUCAGCAACUGAAGCCUCUAAGGAUAAAGACAAGGUAAAAAGUAACGCUGUUCGGGCACUUGGAAAUUUGCUUCACUUCCUGCAGCCGUAUCAUAUAGUAAAGCCGAGAUUUACAGAAACCAUCGAGGAAUCUAUUCAGGCCCUUAUCUCAACUGUUUUGAGUGAAGCUACCAUGAAAGUCCGAUGGAAUGCGUGUUAUGCUCUAGGAAAUGUAUUUAAAAAUUCUGCUUUGCCUUUGGGGACGGCUCCUUGGACGGCACAAGCCUACAGCGCUCUCACAUCGGUUGUGAAAUCCUGCAAGAAUUUCAAAGUGCGAAUCAAGUCUGCGACUGCUCUUUCCAUUCCGGACAAGAGGGAGCAGUAUGGGUCUGUGGAACAGUAUGCUCAGAUCUGGAGCGCGCUGGUGACCGCCUUGCAGAAGAGCGAGGACACUACGGACUUUCUGGAAUUCAAAUACUGUGCCAGCCUCAGAACCCAGAUCUGCCAGGCAUUGAUUCACUUGUUAAACCUAGCGAGCAGUGCAGAUCUGUCAUGUAUUCAGGAAACCGUGGAGCAAAGUGGUGAUAUGGUCAGGCUUUACAUCUUACAGUAUUUAAAGUCAGGAGUGGAGGGAGAUGACACAGGCUCAGCCCCCAGCCCCCAGGAACGAGACAAAAUGCUCUCCGAGGCCCUGGAGCAUGUAAGAGGGAUCCAGGAACCCUCCGGAGAGGCCGCUAAGAAGGCCAUCACUGCUUACUUGGAAGGCAUCCUGACCACAUACGCCAGUGCAGCUGAAUCAUGUGGCUCUUUGCUCUAGACCAAAUACCGAUAGACCAAGGAAGAGGCAGGAAGCGUGCCGAGAGGGAAUUUAGAAGCAAAGAAAGGGGCCUCCUCUGGCAGUGUGCUCAGUGGGAUCUGGGGCGGAAGCUAGAACGUAAAACUCAGGCCUCCGUGGGGAGCAUGGUAGUAACCUUUCAGCCAUCCCCCUCGCACAGUGCUCUGGCAGUAGGAUACACACCAAGCAGUCACCAUCUGACACGUGUGUCUGCCGGCCAGGCCGGGCCAGCCCCCUCUAACCAGGAGCCAGCUGGAGGGAAAGGGACAAAAAGUAGAAAACGUGUCCUGAGCAGGACCGGCUGUGGCCGGGGCUGAAAGAGCCACCAAGGGGCCUGUUGGGCUGUGCCCUACCCUUCCCUGGGAGCCACCCUAUGGCCCUCUGGGGCUUAAGGCUGUUGCUAUGACUCCUGGCCAAGCUAAUCGGUUACUUUAUGACUGUUUUCAAGUGAGGCUCCUUUUACAAAUAGCCUGCCGCUCCCUCCACCGCCUUUUAAUUAGUUCCUAUUCAAAUCCCAAAUUUCACAAGCCAUAGAAAUAGUUUCUUGCCAGUCAUUAUACAAUAUGUAAACUACUUCCUCUGCCAGCAGCACUGUGCCCGCUAAUGUUUUUCCUAGAGUUUGAUUAUAUCUUUGCUUUGAUGACAUGUAUACUAGUACUUUGCACUUUUGAAAGAAACCCAAAUAGAAAAUUAAAUAAACAUAUUCUUUUAAAUUACGUUCCAAACAUAAUUUAUCCUCUGUCAGACCGAGCUGAGGACCUUGUAGUACCUAACAUGGCACUAGACAGUUUACACCUGGUAACUCGGUUGUCCCAAUGACUGCUUUAUUCAUGUGCCUUCUCUACAUCGAUUAGGGCCUUUCAAACAAAGUCUCUCAUUGAACCUCUGAGCUCUGAGAAGAGCAGGGAUGAUUUAGGGGCUUCCUCAAUGAACUACAAAGCCUUGGAUUAUUAGAGAAUUACAAAGGAGAAGGGCGGCUUACACACCUGGCUCCCUGGCUUGCUGUUUGUUUAGGAUAAAUGUCACAGCUUCCUACCAUUGUCCAGGCUCAGAGUCACAGAGUGCUCCAGCAGGCCUCUGACUGCUGAUCUGGCGAACCUCGAUGCUGCAGUAGAUGAAGUGGCCGGUCCCUUGGCCUUUCGAUGUUGGCCGCCAGGUUUGAUACAGACCCGUUAUGCUUUCCAUAGCUUGGGUUGGCAUUUCUCAGAGGCUUUGUCAGUUCACCGCACACACACAUUCAGGAUGGGGGGUUGGCAUUUUUGACUUUUUGACUUUGUCCUCACUUGUUUGACAGCAGUGAUUUAAGCAUCGACAGGGGCACAGAGGUCUGUGCAGCAAAUAAUCUUCCCCUACUUUUUAUCUGGUAUAUAAUAUACAAGGAGUAUAAUAACAGCAAUAACACUCACUUGUUGAAAGCUAAAAUGCUGGACCUGAGGUAGUCCCUGAACCUUACUUCAUUGUCUUGUUAAUCCUCUGUCCAUUUGAGUGACAUUAAAUGGGGGUUUUAGUAAGAAAUGUGUGGCAAUAUUUGUUUUAACUGUUUUUUACAUCACUAUUAAAACACUUCUCUAAAGGCA
Molecule: messenger RNA, 5126 nt
Organism: Antechinus flavipes (yellow-footed antechinus)
Lineage: Eukaryota; Metazoa; Chordata; Mammalia; Dasyuromorphia; Dasyuridae
Gene: HEATR6
Product: HEAT repeat containing 6
Exons: 20
Coding region: 16-3531 (1171 amino acids)
Molecular function (GO): protein binding
Source: RefSeq, a predicted model, not a curated record